This is a messenger RNA of Trichogramma pretiosum, 4440 nucleotides long. Its product is annotated as putative phosphoenolpyruvate synthase. Gene Ontology annotation, molecular function: kinase activity; ATP binding. Gene Ontology annotation, biological process: phosphorylation. The transcript has 11 exons. Lineage: Eukaryota; Metazoa; Arthropoda; Insecta; Hymenoptera; Trichogrammatidae. Bases 158 to 4018 code for a protein of 1286 amino acids. The record is from RefSeq and is a predicted model, not a curated record.
GACUGAAUAGAACGAUUCAUUUAUUUAUAUCUUGCCUGAUCAUUCAGUAUUACUCUAUGGCUCACCGGUAGUCGAUCGAUAAAUUUCUUAUACCGUGAGGGUUGUUAAAAUUCAAAGUCGCGGACAAAAUUAGCGGUUCGAUCUCUACAUAACUAUCAUGGAGACGGCACAGCAGUCAAUUGAUAGUUACCAAGAUGAAAAUGAGUCGAGAACCCUCUGCUACCAUGGAGCGGAUCAGCUAGGCAAUUCUUUUUACAUUAAAUUCCAACGAAAUCCGGAAAAAGAAUCUGAGCUGGUAUUGAUAUUGUACAUAAAUGGAGGAUCGACAAAAUACGAAUUGCCGGAGCAUCCGAAUACGGUGAUAAAGCAAGAUAAAGACAGCUGGUCUGCCCAAGGCUUGACCAUGACAGUUUUGGAAGAGGACAAGAGAGUGCGAAUAACAUUUAAUGGUCUUUUGAGAAAAGGCACACGUACGAGCGUCGACGAGGAUAUCCACACUGGACUCGAGCACGUCCGAUUGAAUUUCAUAUUCAUAGCUUCUACUAAACCCUUUUUGGGUCAUGUCCGUGGAGGGAAACACAAAUCAACUGACGAUAAAACAGAAAUCGAUCAGUACGGAUCGAUGGUGGGUUUGGUCAGGCUUGAAAGUAUGACUCAUGAACUUUAUUGUCGUGGAAUGCGUCAAUUUCAUGUGGGUGAAUUAAAAUUCGACUCAGUGAAACUGACUUUGAUGGGAUUGGACCGGAUGGGAAAUAUUUUUUGCAUUCGUGCUCAAGUCGAUAAUACUGGGUUGAAAACAAAAAAAUUUGGACACGUAAUGGAUCCGUUGGACAAUUUUCAUAACAUCGACUCGAGUGAUUUGAAUAUUAAAGAAUUCACAAAAUCAAUCAGAGGAACUGAACAUUUUGCUACUUUUAAAUUUAAAGCUGAUAAAACUUAUAAAGUACAGUUAUCGUGGCGAAGAGGAAUGACAAAAAAAUUAUUCGGAGGAUAUCCUUGGAAUCAUAAGACGAGGUAUUUGCACUUUACCAUGGAACUGAAUGGUACGAAAGGCUUCGCAAUAGCGGAAUAUACCAAGUCCUACGUUGGAACUUGUCCCAUAAAUAUACCCAUCACGGACUUGAGUAGAAGAAGAAGGCAACUGGUCCCGCCACCGCAUGUAAAUCGACUCAUGAAUUAUGUCAUCGACCUGAAACAUCCAAAGUGUAAAGACGAGAAGCUGGUUGGAGGUAGAGGUGCUUCACUCGCCCAGAUGAAGUCGUUGAAAUCGCCGAAAUUCGUCAUACCAGAUGGUUUCUGCUUGACGACAGAUGCUUUCGAGCGCUUCUUGAUCUACAAUAAAGAACUGUUGGAGGCCAUACAUCAAUUGAUGGACAGCUACAGAAUUUACUAUCAACCGAAAGGAUCUCUCGACUUUACCAAAGAAAUAAUCCAGCAAAUACCGGAUGGUCCAGUAAAAGAACCCGACGAACCCGAUAGGACCGAACUUCUGGACAAAAUCGCGGAACUUUUCGAGAUGGCCAAACUCCCAGUGGAGAUACUGGACGAGAUACACGUGUGCAUGUGUCUGCUGUUCUCCACACAGAGCUCGGGUCAGUGGACGGUCCAAGGCAGCGCCUACCACGAAGACUCGGACGAAACGAUGUGGGCUGGUCAGGAUCUCACGCUUCUCAACGUGUGUAGCGAAGACGUGAUCAAGGCCGUGAUCGACUGCUGGGCCGGCUUGUUCAAGAAGGACUGCGUCGAGUAUCGACGUUAUUACGGCCUACCGCUGGUCCGACCGAUCGGCCUGUGCAUCCAGCCGAUGGUCGGCGAGGCCGACUCGCGCGGCAGCCUCUUCACCAGACACCCGCGCACGGGCGACCCGCGAAGAGUCUUCAUUGGCUCUCAAAGCAGCAAAGACGAACCGGAAAAGUACGACUUGCUGAUCUGCGUCGCCUCAGGUCCGAACAACGAGUACGAGAUAGAGUCGAGCGGCGAGGUCAAUUUUCAGGGCCGCAGAGCCUCGCAGACAUCCGUGCACGAGAUCCCGAAGGAGCGAGCCGACAAAUCGCGGUCCAUCAGCGUCGAGGUCGCCCUGAGACUCGCCGAGAUCGGCCGAGAACUGGACGAGCUCUACGGUUCGGCCCGCUUCAUCGACUGGUCGUACUCGGCCGAGAAGGACCAGAUCCACCUGCAGCUCUGCCGUCCACUGACGGACUUCGAAGCCUGGACGGAUUUCGAGCUGACCCACGAGCUCGGCUCGGGUGUGCCGCCCGAAUGGGACCUGUUCAGCUACGUACAGGCAGCCGAAAUUUUUCCCCACCCCUUGACUCCGCUCACCUGCACGACCAUAUGCGAGGCACUCUCUCCCACGACCUUCUCCAGCGGCAUAAGAUCCUGCGACGACGACGACGAGGCCAACUUCGACGACGAGCAUCACCCGAGUUCGUUCUUCGUCGUCAACAUGAGGGUCGCUUUCAAUCAUUUCAACCUCAUGUUGCGCAACCGCAACGAAACGAUCGGCAACAGCAUGGAAGCCGUGGAUUACGCCCGGGGCUCGCGUACGGCCACCGAGCCGGAACUAGUGGACGUCGCCAAACGUCGUAUCGGCAUCGGCGCUGGCGGUCGCAUCGGCCAACUCAAGCUCCUCGGCGGCAAGCUACAGAACUUGUUCAAGAGCUCUCAACCUCGCAUCAAGGAAUUCGAGGAAACGAUCGAGAGCUACGAGCCCGAGGAGUUGAUGACCGAAGCCUACUUUCUGACGGAUCUUGACAAUCAGCUGGAGACGGUGCGCAAAGCGUCGCGAUAUCACGGCCGCCUGUCGCGCCUCAGCGAGCGCUACCAGGCGCGCAUUCUGCAGCUACUCUCGUACAUCGAGGACGAGAUCACCAAUAAGAACAUGGGGGACGUUGCGCAGCUGCUGGGCUGCUGCGGAAACGUCGCGAGCUCGCUACUUCCAAAGAUCAUAUCCAGUCUGGUGGAUCGACCCGACUGGUCGCCACUCGGCAACGACGCGGUGGAUCGCGAUGAAAAUUGGCUGAGGAUUCGCCGGUUCGUAGAGGAGUACGGCUACCGCGGCGUCAAUGAAUUGGAAUUGGCCUCGGAGCCUUUUGAAUCGAGGCCUGAAAUGCUUUUCAGGGCGCUCAAGUACGUAGAUCCGCAAGCGAUCGGCCUAAGUAAGAGACCACACUACACGGAGUGCGAGUCCGACGGCCCGCCCCCGAUGGAACUGGUCCAGGAAAUCCGUUCGCUGAUAACGCCCGAGUAUCGUCGCACCAUCGAGAAGCUGCUACCGGAGGCCCGGAGAAGCGUGACUCGCCGCGACGAGUCCAAAGACCUGCUCAGCAAGGCCGUGCACAACGUGAGAAAGCUCUUCGGCCAGAAGGCCGCCGACCUGGUGAACGCGGGCAGAUUGCCCGAGAUCGGCCUGAUUCACUACCUGACGCGCUGGGAGGUGCUGGAACUGAUGAGGAACGACGCGGCCAAGCCGGCGCUGAUCAGGAAGGCCCAGCGGCGCAGGCGGCUCUGGCCCAGUCUGGACCGGAAGGUCCAUCAUCCGGACUACUGGUUCGGCUGGCCCCGACCCCUCAAGGACGACGACGAGAUCGAGGAGGUCUGUCACGAGUACUACCCCGCGUACACCGGCACGCCGAUCUGCCCGGGUAAGGCGGAUCAUCGGGUCGUCGUCGCCAGGACGCCCGACGAGGCGUCCCGCCUGAGACAGGGCGACAUCCUCGUGGCUCCGUGCGUCGACGUGGGCUGGAGUCAGUACUUUCCCCUGGUAGCGGGAAUAAUCACGGAGGUCGGCGGCCCCCUCAGCGAAGGUGCCGUGAUCGCCCGAGAAAACAAUAUACCCUGCGUCAUGGGCGUUCCCAUGGCCACGUGGGUUUUCAAGACGGGCGAUACGCUGUCGAUGAACGGAUACACCGGUAGAAUUGAAAAGAGAUCUUUAAUGUUUAGUCCUGCAAAACCAUGCAUGCCCAAAGGGACAUUACAGAAAAUGUUAAGGGAUAUAACGAGGGCAGGAAGGUCUUAGAAAAAUAUAAACGAAGCUGAUUCAGAAUAAUAUCGACGUUUAAAGUAGGAUUAUUUCGCGCGCCUUGCGACGAGCAACGCGAUGUUUUUUAUUCAUUCGACAAAUAUAAUUGGCAUAUCCUGGAUUUUAUUUCUGAAAAUCACGCGAAGAUUUACUUACCUAGUCCACGUGUCAAGUAAAUUUUUUUCGCAUUUUUAAAGGAACAAAUUAAAUCCUGUGUUGUCAAAUAAAUAUUUCAAUAUUUAUAUAUUUUCAAAUAUAUAAGGUAUUAUAAUAAAAUCAGUUAUCCCAAAGCUUUAGUUGAAUAUUGAUAAUAGAUACUAAAGCUGCGAAUAAAAAAUUCAACGAAAAUGAUCUUACAUGUAUUAAAUGAAACCAUGCAUUGAUAAAUGUUUAUAAAUAUAAUUAACUAUGUUAAGAUA